AAGACCGAGUCCUCCGUCCAUCCUGAGCCCACCUGGAAGCUGCGUCACGUGGUCUUACCUGCACAUGGUCUCCAUGCAGCCAGUCCUGGGGGGUUAAAUUCAAGAGGACGGGAUGGACAACUUCUUCACGGAGGGUGAUCGGGUUUGGUUACGGGAGGAGGAGCAGUACCUGCCCAGCUCCGUCUCUUCUUGUUCCGGGGGAGUUGUUGUCUUUGCCACAGACUACGGCCAGGUGUACACCUACAAACAGAAUGCUCUCACCAGGCAGAAGGUCCAGCCCAUGCAUCACAGCAGCAUCACAGGGGUGGAGGACAUGUCGGCGCUCGAAGACCUUCAUGAAGGUGCCAUCAUGCACAACCUGUUCCAGCGGUACCAGCAGAGACACAUCUACACGUACAUCGGCUCCAUCCUGGCAGCAGUGAACCCCUACCAGCCGCUCCCCGGCCUGUACGACCGGCCGGCGGUGGAGCUGUACAGCCGCCACCACCUCGGUGAAAUCACGCCGCACAUCUUCGCCGUCGCUAACGAGUGCUACCGCUCGCUGUGGAAGAGGCAGCAGAACCAGUGCGUCCUGAUCAGCGGGGAGAGCGGCGCCGGUAAAACCGAGAGCACCAAGCUGAUCCUGAGGUUCCUGUCCGCCAUGAGCCAGCACUCUCUGGAGGUCUCCUGCAGAGACAAGACCUCCCAUGUGGAGGAGGCGCUGCUGGAGAGCAGCCCCAUCAUGGAGGCCUUUGGAAACGCCAAGACGGUCUACAACAACAACUCCAGCCGCUUUGGGAAGUUUGUCCAGCUGCACUUCAGCCAGAGGGGGAACAUCCAGGGGGGCAGGAUCGUCGACUACCUUCUAGAAAAAAACCGGGUUGUGCGGCAGAACCCAGGGGAGAGAAACUACCACAUAUUUUAUGCAAUAUUAGCAGGAGCCAACAGCCAGCAGAGGGAGGCGUUUGGGUUGACCCACCCUGAAAACUAUCACUACCUGAGACAGUCCAACUGUCCCGCAGACAAGACAAUCAACGAUAAAGGCACUUUUCAGGAUGUUCUGAACGCCAUGCGGACGAUGCAGUUCUCCGAGGAGAACAUCAGCGAGGUUCUGCGCCUCCUGGCUGGGAUUCUUCAUGCGGGGAACAUGGAGUUCAUGACGGCUGGGGGGGCGCAGGUUUCCUCCAAGUCGGCUCUCAGCUGGACCUCUGAACUCUUGGGUCUGAACUCGGAUCAGCUGGCAGAAGUUCUGACCCACCGCUCAAUGAUCCUCAGGGGGGAGGAGAUCUCCACACCACUCACUGUUGAACAGGCGGUGGACUCCAGAGACUCCAUGGCCAUGGCACUUUACUCUCGGUGUUUCAACUGGAUCAUCCACAAACUGAACGCCCGCAUCCGAGGCAGGGAGGACUUCAAGUCCAUCUGCGUCCUGGACAUUUUUGGAUUUGAGAACUUCGAGGUCAAUCGCUUUGAGCAGUUCAACAUCAACUAUGCAAACGAGAAACUUCAGGAAUAUUUCAACAAACACAUUUUCUCCCUGGAGCAGCUUGAAUACAACAAAGAGGGUCUGGUUUGGGUCGACAUCAACUGGAUGGAUAACGGAGAGUGUCUGGACCUGAUAGAGAAGAAACUGGGUCUUCUGGCGCUGAUGAACGAGGAGAGUCACUUCCCUAAAGCCACAGACGACACCUUGCUGGAGAAGCUUCACAACCAGCAUUCGAAAAAUCCCUUUUAUGUGAAACCUCGUGUUGCCGUGCACUUCUUUGGAGUGCGACACUACGCAGGAGAGGUGGUGUACGAUGUCCGGGGGAUGCUGGAGAAGAACAGAGACACCUUCAGAGACGACAUCCUCAACAUGCUGAGAGAAAGCAGGUUGGACUUCGUCUACGACCUGUUUGAACACGUGUUGAGUCGCAACAAACAGGACACGCUGAAGAGCAGCUGCAAGCACCGACGGCCCACUGUCAGCUCCCAGUUUAAGAACUCUCUACACUCUCUGAUGGCCACGCUCAGCACCUCCAACCCAUAUUUUAUACGAUGCAUCAAACCGAACACACACAAGAUGCCUGACCAUUUCGACCAGACGGUGGUUCUGAACCAGCUCAGAUACUCCGGCAUGCUGGAAACGGUCAAGAUAAGACGCACCGGCUUCCCGGUCCGGAGAUCCUUCCAGGACUUCUGCUGCAGGUACAAGGUGCUGAUGAAGGGUUUGCUGCUGUGCGAGGAGCCCAGAGGGCGCUGCAAGCAGCUGCUGCAGCUCUACGACAGCAGCAGUGCAGACUGGCAGCUGGGCAAGACCAAGGUUUUCCUGCGUGAAUCUCUGGAGCACCGUCUGGAGAAGCAGAGGGAGGUGGAGGUGCUGAAGGCGGCCAUGAUCAUCCAGGCCCACGUGAUGGGCUACGUGGCCAGGAAGCAGUACAGGAAGCUGCUGCAGAGCAUCGUGCUCAUUCAGAAGAACUACCGGGCUUUCUACUGGAGGAGGAGGUUCCUGCUCCUCCGCUGGGCCACCCUCACCUUCCAGAAGCGCCUGCGAGGCCAGCUGGCCCGCCGGGCUUUUAGCCAGCUGCUGGAAGAGAGGAGGAGAGAGGAGGAGGAGCGCUGCAGGAGGAGAGAGGAGGAGCUGGAGAGAGAAAGACAGCGACUGGAGGAUGAGAGACUCGCCCAGCAGGCAGAGGAAGCCAGAAGGCUGGAGGAGCUUCACCGUGCUGAGGAGGUUCUGGCUCAGUCUCAGCUUGAAGAAGCAGCUGCUCCGAACCCUGAAACCCUCGAGGAGCUGGAGUCGGCAGAAGUCUUUGAGGAGGAGGCGGAGGAGGCGAUCCGCCCACACGAGGCGUCUCAGGUGGAGGAGAUCCUGCGGUUGGAACGGGAGAUCCAGGCCCUGCAGAGGCAGAAGGAGCGCCAGGAGCUCUCCCUGACGGAGGCCUCCCUUCACCGCCUGCAGCGCCUCCGAGACCAGGAGCUCCGGCGGCUGGAGGACGAAGCCUGCAAGGCGGCGCAGCAGUUUCUCGAGUCGCUGAACUUUGACGAGAUUGACGAGUGCGUGAGGAACAUCGAGAGCUCCCUGGGCGUAGGGGACGAAGGUGAGAAGGACAAUGGACGGAGGAGAGGAAACGAUGAAGAGGAGGUCGAUGAAGGGUUUGGGGCUGAUGACGAGGCGUUCAAAGACUCACCGAACCCUAGUGAACACGGCCAUUCGGACGGGCAGCGGACGAGUGGAAUCCGAACGAGCGACGACUCUUCUGAAGAAGACCCAUACGCCAACGAUGGGGUGGUGCCACCACUGCCGCCCACCACCCUGCUGCCUCUGCCGCCUGGGCUUCUGGCCUGCCACAGCGUCUCCUCCAGCGGAGACUCCGCCUACUGCCACCCGCAGGCUUCAUCUGAGGCGCCGUCCGACGACCUGGUGGAGCUGAUACCGCCGGAUGAGGACUCAGACUAUGAUCAGGACGACUACGAUGAAGGCGCCAUCGUGUCCAGCGGCAGCAUGGCCUUCAGCAACUCCCUCAGCGGUCAGUGGUCUCCUGAUUACCGCGGCUCUGUAGGCACCUACAACAGCUCCGGGGCGUACCGCUUCAGCUCUGAGGGGGCUCAGUCAUCGUUUGAGGACAGCGAGGAUGACUUUGAGAGGUUCGACACUGACGAUGAGUUAUCGUACCGCCGGGACUCCGUCUACAGCUGCGUCACUCUCCCGUACUUCCACAGCUUCCUGUUCACCAAAGGUGGCCUGAUGAACACGUGGAAGCGGCGUUGGUGUGUUCUGAAGGACGAGACCUUCCUGUGGUUCCGGGCCAAGCAGGAGGCGCUGAAGCAGGGCUGGCUGCACAAGAAGGGCGGCGGCUCGUCCACGCUGUCCCGUCGCAACUGGAAGCGCCGCUGGUUUGUGCUGCGGCAGAGCAAGCUGAUGUACUUUGAGAACGACAGCGAGGAGAAGAUGAAGGGGAUGCUGGACAUGCACAACGCCAAAGAAAUCGUUGAUAACACGGGUAAGGAGAAUGGAAUCGACAUCGUGAUGCCAGAGAGGACCUAUCACCUGAUCGCAGAGUCUGCUGAAGAUGCCAGCCAGUGGUUCAACGUGCUGAGUCAUGUCCAAGGCUCUACAGAACAGGAGAUCAGCGAGAUGCACGAUGAGCAGGCCAAUCCCCAGAAUGCUGUGGGAACGCUGGACGUGGGGAUGAUCGAUUCGGUUUGUGCGUCAGAUAAUCCAGAAAGACCAAACUCUUUCGUUAUAAUUACGGCAAACCGCGUGUUGCACUGCAACGCCGACACGCCCGAGGAGAUGCACCACUGGAUCACGCUGCUGCAGCGCUCCAAAGGAGACGCGCGCGUCGACGGGCAGGAGUUCAUCAUCCGAGGUUGGCUGCAUAAAGAGAUGAAGAAUAGCACCAAAGCGUCACUAAAGCUGAAAAAGCGCUGGUUUCUGCUGACCCACAAUUCCCUGGACUACUACAAGAGCUCGGAGCGUAACGCCUUAAAGCUCGGGACGCUGGUGCUGAACAGGCUCUGCUCGGUGGUGCAGCCAGACGAAAAGGUCUUCAAAGAGACCGGUUACUGGAACGUGAUCGUGUACGGCCGCAAACACUCGUACCGUCUCCACUGUAAGCUGCUGAACGAAGCCACGCGUUGGGCCAACUCCAUCCAGAACGUCAUCGACUCCAAAGCACCCCUGGACACGCCCACCCAGCAGCUCAUCCAGGACAUCAGGGAAAACUGUCUGAACUUGGAGGUGGUGGAGCAGAUCUACAAGAGGAACCCCAUCCUGCGUUACAGCCAACACCCGCUGCAUUCACCGCUGCUGCCGCUGCCCUACGGAGACAUCCACCUCAGUGCUCCAAAGAGCAGGAGCUACACGACUCUGCAGGACGAAGCCCUCAAGGUGUUCAGCUCUCUGCAGCACCUGGAUGGAGUGGCUGACCCCGUCCCCAUCAUCCAGGGCAUCCUGCAGACUGGCCAGGAGCUCAAAGCCCUGCGCGACGAGCUCUACUGCCAGCUGAUCAAACAAACCACACGGCCGCCGCAGCCCGGGAGUCCUGGGAACCUCUGCAGCUGGAAGAUCCUGGCCUGCAUGUCCUGCACCUUUGUCCCCUCAAGGAGCGUACUCCGAUACCUCAAGUUCCACCUGAAAAGGACUCGGGAGCUGUUCCCCGGCUCAGAGAUGGAUCGUUACGCCGCCUUCGCCCUCGACUCGUUGAAGAAGACUCGAACCAGGGAGAACGUGCCGUCGCAGGAGGAAAUCCGCUCCAUCGUGGCCCGACAGGAGAUGAGCACCACGGUUCACUGCCACGGAGGGGGCUCCUGCAAGAUCACCAUCAACUCUCACACCACUGCAGGAGAGGUGGUGGAGAAGCUGAUCCGCGGUCUGGCCAUGGAGGACAGCAGAAACAUGUUCGCUCUGUUCGAGCACAACCACAGCACGGAAAAGGCCAUCGAAAGUCGCACGGUGGUGGCCGAUGUGCUCGCCAAGUUCGAGAGACUGUCGGCGAGUCCGGACGAAAACAACACCGCCUGGAAGUUGUACUUCAAACUCUACUGCUUCCUGGACACCGACAGCGUUCCUAAAGACAGCGUGGAGUUCGCCUUCAUGUUCGAACAGGCCCACGAGGCGGUGAUUCAUGGUCACUAUCCCGCCCCCGAGGAGACUCUUCAGUUUCUGGCGGCCCUGAGGCUUCAGUACCUCAUGAGUGACCAAAACUCCCAGACCAGCGUCCCGGAGAUGAGUCAGGUGUUCCCUAUGGCUCGCCUCCGGACCAGGGUGCAGAACUCUGCCAGGACGUUCACACCGGGCACCGGCUCGGUGGCCGACCGCUCCGGAACGUUCGACAGGAAACGCUCGAGCUUCCUGGAGGGCACGCUGAGGCGGAGCUUCAGGAGCGGCUCGCUAAGUCGGCAGAAGCUGGAGGAGGAGAACAGCCUGGAGGUGUGGAUGAGGGAGGAGGCGGCGGCGAUGAAGACCAGCGUGAUGGAGAAGUGGAGGAAACUGCAGGGAAUGAACCAGGGACAGGCAAUGGUCAAAUAUAUGGCGCUGGUGAAGGAGUGGCAGGGAUAUGGAUCCACGCUGUUCAACGUCGAGAGUCGGGACGGAGCGUUCCCCUCCGAGCUGUGGUUGGGCGUGAGCAGAGAGUCCAUCUCGGUGUACAAACGAGGGGAGCCGUGGCCUCUGGAGGUGUUCCCCUACGAGCAGAUCCUUUCCUUCGGCGCCCCUCUGCCCAACGCCUACAAGAUAACUGUAGAGGGUCGAGAACUGGUGUUCGAAACACACAUGGUCAUGGACAUCGCCAAGCUCAUGAAGGCGUACAUCAGCAUGAUCGUCAAGAAGCGCUACAGCAACUGUCAGUCUGUCAGCAGCCAUGGGAGCCAGUGUAGCGCCUGGUGA
Nematolebias whitei (Rio pearlfish) is the source of this 6349-nucleotide messenger RNA. It is a transcript of the gene myo10, whose product is annotated as myosin X. Bases 113 to 6349 code for a protein of 2078 amino acids. Lineage: Eukaryota; Metazoa; Chordata; Actinopteri; Cyprinodontiformes; Rivulidae. The record is from RefSeq and is a predicted model, not a curated record. Gene Ontology annotation, biological process: signal transduction. Gene Ontology annotation, molecular function: cytoskeletal motor activity; protein binding; ATP binding. Gene Ontology annotation, cellular component: cytoskeleton; myosin complex. The transcript is spliced from 41 exons.